AGUGGGCAAGUUAUUUGGAAGCCACGGAAAACAGAGACACAGUGAAACAACUAUGAAAUCUCAACAAAAAGCUUUUUAUAACAAUCCAGUGAUCGCUAGCUACUACUAGAAUUAGUUCCUGUUUCGUGCAGAAAUAUCUCAGCAAAGCUUUUUAUAUAGGAGGCACGGCGUUGGAUAUGUAAUAUGAAUCAAUGAGAGCGCAGCUGUGGAGCUCAACAGAAAGAAAAUGCUUAGACCUCCUUCAGAGAACCACCACUGGAGUCUCUCUCCUCCAAAUCCACGCUUUUAUGCUCCGAAAUGCCCUUCAAACCAAUCUCAAUCUUCUUUCCAAAUUCAUCGCCACCUGCGCUUCUCUCUCCCUGCUUCCUCACGCUCGCCGCGUCUUCGACCAAAGACCACAAGGAGAAGACUCUUUCCUCUGUAACACCAUGAUCAAAGCCCACCUGGAUAUACGCCAAUUCGCUGAAUGUUUCACUCUUUUUAGAGAUCUUAGGAGGGACACCGAUUUCGUUCCUGAUGACUAUACGUUUGUCUUGUUGGCCAAGUCCUGUGCUUUGAGUGUGUCCAUUUGGGAAGGGGAAGGGAUACAUAGUCAUGUUGUUAAAGAUGGGUUUUGUUCAAAUUUGUAUGUAUCGACGGCUUUGGUUGAUAUGUAUGCGAGGUUUGGGAAAAUGGGUUGUGCCAGAAAAUUGUUCAAUGAAAUGACAGUGAGAAGCCAAGUGUCGUGGACAGCUCUCAUUUGUGGGUUUGCAAGAGCAGGAGAUAUGGUUAAUGCAGGGAAGCUUUUUGAUGAGAUGCCUGAGAAAGAUUCAGCUGCAUAUAAUGCAGUGAUUGAUGGUUAUGUCAAGUUCGGGGAUAUGGACUCAGCUCGGAAGCUGUUUGAGGAGAUGAAAAUUAGAAAUGUGGUGUCUUGGACUAGCAUGAUUUAUGGCUAUUGCCAUAGUGGCAAUGUAGAGUCUGCUAGAUCAUUGUUCGAUGCCAUGCCCAAGAAAAAUCUUGUUUCCUGGAACACAAUUAUUGCUGGAUAUUGCAAAAACAAGCAACCCAGUGAGGCUUUGAAAUUGCUGCAUGAAAUGCAGGCUACGACAUUGUUUGAACCAGAUGAAGUAACUAUUGUAAGCAUUCUUCCAGCUAUUGCAGAUUUGGGAGCUCUGGAUGUAGGUAGUUGGGUUCACCAGUUUGUCAGAAGGAAAAGGCUUGAUAGAAUAAUCAGUGUCUGCACUGCACUAAUAGAUAUGUAUGCAAAAUGUGGGGAAAUUACUAAAGCGAAAAGAAUUUUUGAUGAAAUGCCUGAAAGGGAAACAGCUUCUUGGAAUGCAAUGAUAUAUGGCUUCGCAAUAAAUGGCCGAGGUAAAGAAGCGCUGGACCUAUUUUUGAAGAUGCAACGAUCAAACUUUAAGCCAAACGAUAUAACUAUGCUUGGUGUUUUAUCUGCAUGCAACCAUGGUGGUCUGGUGGAGGAAGGGAAAGAGUGUUUUAAAGCAAUGAAGGACUUCAAGCUUAUCCCACAGAUUGAACAUUAUGGUUGCAUGAUAGAUCUUUUGGGGAGGGCAGGAUGUAUGGAGGAAGCUGAGGAAUUGAUAAAGAGCAUGCCUUACAAGGCUAAUGAGAUAAUUUUAAGUUCUUUUCUCGUUGCAUGUGGAUAUUCCAAGGAUGUUACAAGAGCCAAAAAAGUAUUAAAUGAAGCAAUCGAAAUUGAUCCCCAGAAUGAUGGAAACUAUGUUGCAAUGAGAAAUUUGUAUGCAGCAGAGAGUAAGUGGAACGAUGCCGUUGAAAUAAAGGGGUUGAUGAGGAAGAAUGGAGCAAACAAAGACGUGGGUUGUAGUGUCAUUGAGGUUGAUGGUAUAAUCAGGGAGUUUGUGGCUGGGAACAAGUUAUAUCCACAUUGGGAAGGCAUGCAUUUAGCAUUGGGGCAGUUAUGGAGGCACAUGAAGUAAAAGAUCACUUGAUAAAGAAUAGGUUCUGAGACUGGGGAAAGAAUAUGAUAAUGACACUUGCAUGGGUCGAAAUUAUUUAUUAAAUGUAUGUAUAAAAUUAAGCUAAUUCUCUGUACAUUAACCUAAAAUUAAGAAUAGUAGGACCCAAGUAACCUUUUCCGUUUCUUUCUUCAA
Messenger RNA from Ziziphus jujuba (common jujube), 2111 nucleotides. Its product is annotated as pentatricopeptide repeat-containing protein At2g44880. The coding region runs from base 192 to 1937 and encodes 581 amino acids. Gene Ontology annotation, biological process: RNA modification. The transcript has a single exon. Gene Ontology annotation, molecular function: RNA binding; protein binding. Lineage: Eukaryota; Viridiplantae; Streptophyta; Magnoliopsida; Rosales; Rhamnaceae. The record is from RefSeq and is a predicted model, not a curated record.